AUGGUUGCUGUAGCAUUACCUGAGAGUCUUCCAGAAGUCGAUUCAUUUCCACAUGUGGAGGCAGAAAACAAUGCAUCUGUAAAUAAUGAUGAAGACGCUAGACCUCUUGUGGGGAUCAUUUACCCUCCACCGGAUAUACGGAAUAUCGUUGAUAAGACUGCCAUAUUUGUUGCAAGAAAUGGAGUACAAUUUGAAGAACGCAUUCGCGAAAAUGAAAAACAUAACGCUAAAUUCAGCUUUUUGAAUCCUAACGAUCCGUAUCAUGCUUACUAUCAGUACAAAAUCGCCGAGACCAAAGGUGGUAAAGUUUCUAAAAAGGCUGAACCAAAAGAGCUUAAAGUAGAAGUUAAGGAAGAAGGUUUCCUACAAAGAGCUCCACCAAAGGAACCACCAUCUUUUGAAUUUAUGAAUGAUAUGCCUUCUAUAUCAGCACAGGAUCUUGACAUUCUGAAAUUAACAGCUCAAUUCGUAGCACGUAAUGGGCGAAAGUUCAUGACAGCUCUGUCGCAGCGUGAACAACGCAAUUAUCAAUUUGAUUUUCUAAGACCGAAUCAUAGUUUAUUUGCAUAUGCAUCAAUUGAUUGGCAUGAUUUUGUCAUUGUGGAAACUGUCGAAUUUACUGAAGCCGAUGAAACAAUUGAUCUCCCUCCACCUAUGAGCAUAAUUGAGCUGGAAAACAUGACUCUUGCCCAAAAGAAGAUGGCAUCAGUUAAUAUUGUAGAAACAAAUGAAGAUAAAGCAGCUGAGAUUGAUAUGGAGAUGGAUGAAGACGUUGACAUGGAAGAAGAGGAUGACCAAGCAGCGGCAGACGAUGAUGAGCAGGAUCAAGAAUCAACACCUACUGUAACAGAAAUUAAACCUCCAGAUACGUCUGCCCCUAUGAAAAUUGUUAAAGAUUAUAAACCCAGAGCUUAUGCGCCUAAAACUACCACCGAAAGACAGACGGUCAUAUGCCCAAGAUGUAAUCAAGCAAUUCCUUUGGACGAGAUGGCAAAUCAUGUCCGUAUAGAAUUAUUAGAUCCUAAAUGGAAAGAACAAAAGAUGGCGGCAGAUGCCAAAAAGAAAGAAUCAAAUCUGUUACAAGAAGGAACGGAUGUUGCUAAAAUUCUCAAGACAUUUUCCGGUUAUCGUUCCGAUAUUUUUGGAAAUGAGGAAACUGAAAUCGGUCGAAAGAUUGGAGAAGAGGAAGAAAAGAAAAAACGAAUUGAAAAGGAGAAGGUUGUAUGGGAUGGUCAUACUGCGUCUAUAAAUAUGGCGACUCAACGAGCAGCGGCUGGUGUUUCAAUCGAUGAACAAAUUGCGGCGAUCCAUCGAAGCAAAGGCCUGACAAGUGAUAGCGACUCUAAAAUUGGGAUACAACCACAUAUAUCCUCGGCUCAACAACCUAUAUUCACUGGUUAUCCGUCUCACACAACGCAAAAUGCUCCAAUACCUCCAGGACCUCUACCAGUCGCGUAUUCUGGCUAUGUUGGGUCUUCUGCGCCAUUUGCACAUCAAUUACCAGGUUUUAUUGCACCAAUCGCAUCCCAAAAUGUUAAUAUGGCUUCCCAACAACCUUCUCAAGUCCGCCCACCUAUCCCACCAAUUCCUCAACUUCGCCAAUCCUUACCAGGUCGAACAAUGGAAGACGAGGUGGACAUUACCAUGCUAUCAAAACGACAAAAAUUAGAUAAUGGUUCCUCGAUGGGAAGCCUCGUAUCAGAAGAAGAAUGGAUAGCUUCUCAUCAGGGAUUAAUAAGUAUACAAAUUCAGUGCCCUAUAAUAUCUGAGAAACCAGAAUGGAAUUGUCAAGGACAAAUCAUUGUUCUAGAUAAUCUAUCACUCACAACACUAGUUUCUGCUGUGAAGGAUAAAAUUUUUGCAAGAUUGAAUUUUCCAGCGGGAAAGCAAAAACUUACAAUAGGGGGUGCCGUGAUGAAAAAUCAGGUAUCAUUAGCAUACUAUAAUAUUGAGGAUGGUGGAAUCAUUGGAUUAGCAAUUAAAGAUCGAGGGAAAAAAUAA
This is a messenger RNA of Cetraspora pellucida, 2001 nucleotides long. NCBI's taxonomy places the organism in Eukaryota, Fungi, Glomeromycota, Glomeromycetes, Diversisporales, Gigasporaceae. The record is from the annotation of a GenBank genome assembly.